Messenger RNA from Porites lobata, 1535 nucleotides. Lineage: Eukaryota; Metazoa; Cnidaria; Anthozoa; Scleractinia; Poritidae. The record is from the annotation of a GenBank genome assembly.
AGUAACACCUCAGGACGAUGAGUCGCUUGCAAGGUUAGUUCCUCUACCCAUUUUAAACUUCGUUCUCUUUUCGUUUUUGAUCGCCUUGUUGUUUUUUCGUCGACACGCCGCUUCACUUCUCCCAAGGGAAGAGAAACUGACUUGUAGACGAGAAUGGCGUUUUAAUGGAAAAAAUGACAACACGUAGCCAUGCAAACACUAGCCUGCGUGGCAGGCGUUAAAAGGGGAAGGGGAAGGGGGAAUUUGGGCGCGCGAGAGCGUGUGGGGCGGAGAGUGUGUGGUUCCCCUCCUCCCUCCUCCCUCGUGCGCGGUCUCGCGCCCUAAUUUCCUUCCCCUUCCCUUUCGAACGCCUGCCACGCAGGCUAUGCAAACACAUAAAUUGUUGCAGCCUCCCACACUUAAUACAAUAUCAGAUCACCAGGGCACUUGGCACUAAUUUCACAUGUGAGGAACUUAAUGAAAGCUAUUCAGUGGCGCAUUAACGUUCGCGUGCCUUUCACUUUCGCGUCUUCCCCACUAUCUAUAACGUGAGGUUAAUUAGUCUAAAGUGGAUUUCGAAGUUUGACGUUUGCCUGGGGUCUUGCCUAAGCUGACAAUUGAGAUCGUGAUCAGUCAUGCCAGGGGUGUCAUGCAGCAGAGUAUAAACUGAUAAGACAGCAGCAACAACGGGUGCUUUUUCUUCUUCAGAGGGUAAACGUCUGCGACAACUAAAGGCAAUAAGAAAACAGAGAUUUGACUUCAGUUAUCUUCCCGAUGAACCAGUGGAGAAAGGCUGGUCUUUUAGCCAAAGCUUGUUUAACAAUGAAGUAAGCGUGAAGAUCCGAAAUGCCGCCAAAGAGACCAAGUUUAUUCAAGGGAUGGCCACGGGAACUCUUGACCCUGAUGACUAUGGAGGCUACAUGGUGCAAGAUGCUGCUUACUGCUUUAAUGCAGUGGAAGCGUUCGACCACGCUGCCAAAGAGAUUCAGCUGCUCGGGAAGCCAGAAUUUUCAUUACUUUACCGUGUCCAGUCUGAGAGCUACAAGCAAUACAAUCAAGAGUUUGUGAAGACCUGGCGACUCAAGAAUACUGACAGCGUAGUCAUGGGUCCUGCAGCUGAUAUGUACGUGGGUUACGAGGCUGCUCUGAGCCGCCAGCGUCCCAAGUUCCUAGCCAUAGCUAUGUUGCCAUGCACAAUGCUUUGGCCAUGGAUUGCCAGUGAGACCAUCUGUUCUGUAAGCGACACCAAUCCAUACUAUGGCUGGUUUGAGGAUAACAAGCCUGAUCCAGACCACAAAAGCCGCCUGGAGAAGUUUGUUGAUUUCUUUUUCAGUGCAGAGGAGAGGGAGGAGGCUCUAGUUGUUUUCCACGAGGGAAUGAUUAACGAGCUCAAUUUUUUCCGAGAUGCAUGUGAUGAAACUCUGUAUUACUACUCUUUUUUCAAUGUGUAAUUCUCAAUUACUGUAGCUCAGUCGGCUGUCCUUUUUAUGAAAUCAAACACGGCUGAAAUAAAGUUCUUUACCCACAUGUAUUCUUUUAAUCGUAAUUGAUCCGGG